AUGAGCUUUAACAUCUACCCCUCAGAAGAGGUUUUUAAACGGAAGCUGGAGAAGAGCAUAAAAAAGUUGCAUGAAUGUGCAGACAAUGUUGACAAGGUGCACAGGGACUGUACCAUCUCCAAUGUGGUAGCCAGUUCCACCAGCAUUGCAUCUGGCAUCCUGACCCUCCUUGGCCUGGUUCUGGCACCCUUUACAGCGGGCAUCAGUCUGGGACUCUCAGCCACUGGAUUAGGGCUGGGAGCAGCAGCUGCUGCGACAGGUGUGUCCACCAGCAUUGUGGAACUCGUGAACACGUCAUCAGUAGAAGCCCAACUUGAUUUCCACAGCAUAGCCCAGAAGAUUUCCAGUGGGAAAAGCCUCUACAAAGCGAAAGAUUUUAGGAAGCAUAUCCGUGCCAUCAGGAUGGCCAAAAGCAGCCCUCAGUUAGAAGCUGGGCGAGUCUCUGGCCAAAGCACCCAGCCAGUGAGAGCAGCUUUUGGAGGCACGGCUCUUGCAAUGACCAGAAGAGCCCGCAUUUGUGGUGGAGUCUCUGCAGGUUUGUUCCUCCCAUUCGACAUAUGGUCCCUGGUGAAAGAUUCACAGGACUUGCAGGGUAGGGCAAAGACAGAGUCUGCUGAGAGACUGAGGGAACAGGCCCAGAAACUGGAGAUGAAUUUGGAGGUGCUCACCCAGAUCUAUGAGCGUCUGAAGUAG
Dama dama (fallow deer) is the source of this 693-nucleotide messenger RNA. RefSeq names its product apolipoprotein L3-like. Lineage: Eukaryota; Metazoa; Chordata; Mammalia; Artiodactyla; Cervidae. The transcript is spliced from 2 exons. Gene Ontology annotation, biological process: lipoprotein metabolic process; lipid transport. Gene Ontology annotation, cellular component: membrane; extracellular region. The record is from RefSeq and is a predicted model, not a curated record. The coding region runs from base 1 to 693 and encodes 230 amino acids. Gene Ontology annotation, molecular function: lipid binding.